Messenger RNA from Astyanax mexicanus (Mexican tetra), 5143 nucleotides. Its product is annotated as adhesion G protein-coupled receptor E5. Gene Ontology annotation, cellular component: membrane. Gene Ontology annotation, biological process: cell surface receptor signaling pathway; adenylate cyclase-activating G protein-coupled receptor signaling pathway. The record is from RefSeq and is a predicted model, not a curated record. Lineage: Eukaryota; Metazoa; Chordata; Actinopteri; Characiformes; Acestrorhamphidae. The coding region runs from base 393 to 2936 and encodes 847 amino acids. Gene Ontology annotation, molecular function: G protein-coupled receptor activity; calcium ion binding. The transcript is spliced from 21 exons.
CUCCACCCACCUCAACCACUGCCCUCCUUCCCCUUUCAGCAGGGAGGUGUGACCUAGCAGCUCUGACUGAUCUCCCAGUGACUCUCUGCUGCUUCAGCUCAGUGAGACAGUAAGCUGACGGCAGGGAAGCUGAGGAUUGAGAGGGUCUGAGAGAUAUAGUGAGAUCAGAGAGAAUAAGGUGAAGAAGCAGACACUCACUUUUCUUUUAUUUUUAUUUUAUCUUUCACUCCAGUCAGCUUCUGUGAUUCCACAACUCUGGUAAUACAGCAGCAGAUAGAUAGAGAAGAACUUUUUCAGCAGUACAGGAGAGAAAUUAUCCAAUGGAUCAAGUCCUCAGCUGAACUGAAGCGGUAAUUGGUGCCUGUGGUCUUUCUUUUUUCCUUCUUCUCAUCAUGAGACGAGUGUGCCUUCUGUUUCUGGGUCUCCUCUUCCUUCUAAUCGGAGAAAUUACACAUGCAACGGAUUGUUCUCUUGGACAAAAACGUGUCGAACGAAAAGGGCCAUGCGUAGAUAUUGAUGAGUGUACAGAGACCCCAGGUCUCUGUGGAAAGAAUGCUGUGUGUAACAAUACAGCAGGCUCAUAUUUCUGCACAUGUGAAGAUGGGUUUAUUUCCAAGCCAAAAGAAAUGGAGACAUUUACAGCGAUUGAUAAGGUUAAAUGUAAAGAUUUAAAUGAGUGUCUGAAUGAGACGGGUCUCUGUGGAGACAAUGCUGAGUGUACGAAUACAGAAAGCUCAUAUUUCUGCACAUGCAAAGUAGGAUUUGCUCCGAGCAAUGGAGAGGAGACAUUUAAAGCAGACCAGGGGGUUACAUGUAAAGAUAGGGAUGAAUGUGAGAUGGUGAAAUGUGGGAACGAUGCAGUCUGUAAGAACACUGCAGGUGAUUACUACUGUACCUGUAACCCUGGCUACAAGCUCUCGUCAGGAAAAUCUAAAUUCACUGAACAUGAGGGAGUCUGUGAACGCGCUGCUGAUGAGUGUACAGAUAAACCGGGUAUAUGUGGAAGCAAUGCUGUGUGUAACAAUACAGCAGGCUCAUAUUUCUGCACAUGUGAAGAAGGGUUUUUUCCCAGCAAAAAAAUUGAGACAUUUACAGCGACUGAUAAGGUUAAAUGUAAAGGGAUACCCAGGCAGGGAGACGAGGAGGCGGACACAAAUGCAGAUGUGUGUGAGAUUAACAAGUCUCUUUGUGGGGAAGGACAGUGCAAGAAAGUUAACAACAGCCAUGAGUGUUUAUGCAACCUGGGAUUCACCAACUACGGCUUCAAAACAAUGAAAUGCUCAAAGCCGAACUAUGAGAUUCUGAUGGACACCAGCACAGAGCAGAUCUCUACAGAGCUGGAGCAGAUCAUGGAGAAGUUGAAGAGCAUCUAUUUAAAUGCCAGCCAAUCAUUUAACAGGGCUAAAAUGCAAACAGACCCAAGUAUACUGUUAGAGAAGCUGCUGAAUGCUAUAGAUGAGCUUUUGUCUGCUGGGCCCCUGAACAAUAACAGGAAAGUGACAUACCUGUUGGAAAUCACUGAGAUAGUUCUGAAAGUGCUGGGACCUCAGCUGCCUAACACCAGCAGAUCAAGUGUUCAUACACAGAUUCAGAUGUUGGUAAGGAGAGAUGAUACCCCCACUGAAGGACGGCUCAUUCUGGCCACUGAUGGCGUGCAGUUCGAUUCUCACUGGGAAACUGCAGCUGGAGCUUCAUACCUGGGAUUUGCUGCUGCAGCUCUGCUCAGGUACAAUAGUUUGAAAAGCUCAGUCAAUGCCUACUUCGACGAUGUAGAGAAACACGGAAAAGAAAAGUUCAAGAUCAACUCUGAUGUAGUCACUGCAGUGGUCACUAAUAGUGACACGGCAGUACUGGAGAAACCGAUCAAACUCACCUUCUCUCACCUGGAGCAGCCAUUAGACGGAAACCAAACCUGUGUGUUCUGGAACUCCACUCUGAAUGGUGGUGCGUGGUCCACCAACGGCUGCACUGUGGUCAUGUCUAAUGCCAGUCAGACGGUCUGCUCCUGCACCCACCUGAGCAGUUUCGCAGUUCUAAUGGCCCUCUACGAGAAGGAGGAUGUAUUUGAACUGAAGCUGAUCACAUGGAUUGGCCUCUCUCUGUCCCUGAUCUGCCUCUUCAUCUCCAUUCUCACCUUUCGCUUCAUUCGCUCAAUUCAGAGCACUCGCACCACCAUCCACCUGCACCUCUGCAUUAGCCUCUUCAUCGCCAACCUGGUCUUCCUGGCUGGAAUCACCCAAACCGAGAACAGGGUGGGCUGUGCAUUUGUUGCAGGCCUGCUUCACUUCUUCUUCCUGGCUGCUUUCUGCUGGAUGUGUCUGGAAGGUGUGCAGCUGUUCCGCAUGGUGGUGUUGGUCUUUAACACCACGCUGAGAUCUCUGUACCUGAUGGCGGGAGGUUACGGAAUUCCUGCUCUCAUUGUCGCCAUAUCAGCCAUCGCUAAUGCCAAAGGAUAUGGAACCGAGCGCCACUGCUGGCUUGACCUGCAGAAUGGGUUCAUCUGGAGUUUCUUUGGCCCUGUUUGUCUCAUAAUUGUUGUGAAUAUAUUCUUCUUUUUGAUCACUGUGUGGAAGCUGGCCCAGAAGUUUUCCACUCUCAACCAAGACCUGAGCAAGCUGCACAAGAUAAAGUCAUUUACAAUCACGGCCAUCGCUCAGCUCUGUGUGCUCGGCACCAUGUGGAUCUUCGGCUGUUUCCAGUUUGAGGAGCAAUCGCUGGCCGUUGACUACAUCUUCACCAUCCUCAACAGCCUGCAGGGAGUGCUGGUGUUCGUCAUGCACUGCCUGUUCUCCAAACAAGUGAGAGAUGAAUAUGCCAGGAUCCUGACCAGCGUUUGCGCACCACAGAAGAGGAAGUACUCAGAGUUCAGCACAAACCAAACCAGCAAAUCCCAGGGGUCCGGGAGUGUUCACAACACAGGAGAGUCCCACAUAUGAAGUUGGCUGAAGUGUCCUUCUACCAGCAUCCAGUCGUGCAAGAAUGUCCUCGUCUGCAGCCUCUGUGGUCUCUUCUUCUUAAGCUCAUUUGUCACGUUGGCAGAUUUUUAAUUUUUUUUUAUUAUGCUGCAGUGUUUGUUUUUCACUGUCUGAGACGGCCAUUAUACCAUGCAUAUAGUGCAAUAAGAACCAACUGAUGCUGCAUGUACAGUACAGUAAUAACUUUUCAAAGGCCAGGAGUGACAUAGUAAGGGAAAUAAAGCAACUACUUGAUUGACUAUGAACAGAAUCUGCACUGGAAUACACAUUAAAGUGUACAAAUAAUGCAAAUUAAAUGUAUAAAUAGUAAAUAUAUAUGUGACUGUUUAGAUGCAGUUUUACAAGCCUAUCUACAACUCUGUUAUUUUGCCUCAGAAUGAAACGCGUUCUCUUUUGUUGAGCUUACGAAAAGAAAAUGAUAAGCUUGAUUGAUCAGCAAUCGCUCACAGAAGUCCACACAUAUUCCCAGAUAGUGUUACUGUCUUCUCAUUUUGUCUUCCCGAUGUGAAGUGCUGUUGCCAAGCUGAAGAAAUUAUAGCCAAUGAGCUUUAAGCCUAGCCUCCUCUCAUUCUCCUCGGUUUCUGACAUCUAAAAACUAGAAAGCUGCACUUUUCCUAUUGACGUUUUGUUUGGUUGAGGUAGUUCAGUUUGUUAUGUUAGUCUUUUUAAAGGGAGUGGAUGAAGGAAAGAUGAGCUGGUGAAUGCUAGCAUCAGCUUGUGGUAGCUUUUAGCUUUUAGCCUAGCACAGGUACCACUGGAAAAGCUGAAAACCUGUAUUUCUGUUUGUACUCUGGAGGGGAUAGGCUGCUCUCCAGUAUCGACAACACCAUAUACAACACCUGUUGAUGCUGUCAAAUUUGCUGUUUUUCAAGUUUUGACUGAGGCUUUUAUUGGUCGAUUGAAUGUAUGCACAUUUUGAUGAACUGUUGAUAUAACAGUUUAGUGGUUUUAGAAUUGCCGUGUUUUGUAGCCCCUUUUUGGUUAGGCCAGAUUUUCUUUUGGAAGACUACACAACAGUGACUUCAUGUCCUGAACUCUCAUUUAUUAAACUGUACCUAGAAAAAAAUACAUUUUUCAUGCAAUGACCACCUAAUUCAUGGUAGUUUUACAUGUUUUUAAAGUGAAUGUAAAAUCUAUUUUUUAAAUGUUAUCUCUUAAAAUAACAGAAGAUAGAGGAGGUUUACCUUUUGCUUUUUUGUCCCAAUGACUUAGAUCAAAUCAUACCUUUUUAUUGGCACUACACAUAAAAAUAAUACACAUAAUAUGGACAGAUACAUAAAAAAUAACAAGGUAAAAAAAAAAAGGGUCAGCACAAUUUCAGUUUAACUUCCUGAGAAAAGAUCAAAGAGCUGAAAUAAAGGGUGUUAAUAUUGUGUAAUUAAUAUUGGUAAGAUUUUCUAAGCUUAAUGUAUGUAAAGAAUAGAUGCAGGCCACGUUGACAACCUCUCAUCUAUUUCAGUUUUAUUUGUAUAUGUAUGUCUAUGUAUAUGUAAAUAUAAAUGACAUUUUGAUUGUAUUAUUUAAUGCUGAGCUUUAGCACUUAUUUUGCUGCUGAUGUCACUGGAUUAUGGCAUUGUAAUCAUUUUUAAACUUUCUGUCCCUUUUGUUUGUAAGUAUGCAGCCUAUUUUACACCUGUGUUUACUGUAAAAGACUGGUUGCCCCUGUUUUAUUGUUUAUGUUUUGUUGAUUUUCUUAUUUCUUUUCGUUUUUUAUCGUAUUGUCUCCACAAUUUACAAGGCCAAUUACCCAGUCCAUAUAUUAGAACUCCCCCUAUCACUAGUAAUGCCCCAACACAAGGAGGGUGAAGACUAGCACAUGCCUCCUCAGAUACAUGUGAAGUCAGACUCCACCUCCUGUUUUCCAACUGCUGCUGAUGCAGCAUUGCUGAGUAGCAUCACAGCAUAGCGCUCGGAGGAAUGCGCAGCGACUCGGUUCUGAUACAUCAGCUCACAGAUGCCGCCUCGUGCUGAUCGACAUCACCCUAGAAGUGAUGAGGGGAAAAAGCGCCAUCUACUGUACCCACCCAGAGAGAGCAAGGACAAUUGUGCUCUCUCUGGGCUCCGGCAGCUGAUGGCAAGCUGCAUAACCAGGAUUCUAACCAGCGAUUUUCUAAGUGCCUUAUUUAUAUUUGUUAAAUUCAGACAAUAAACAAUAAUUGUAUAUUAAA